AUGACCAUUGGUUACAGUUUUCUGAUUGCUGGCGAGCUUAUGUCAGGGGCGAACCAACGGGCAAACAGCCCUAACCAGCCCCUCGCCGUUUUCUGUAGAUUCUUUGACUCCCUCAGCGCCUACGCCGACAUGAAGGCAAGGCCAAAGAGGCUUAAUGAGCGAUUCUCCCCAGGGGAAAUUAUGCCGCAAUUUCAGUUUCCCAGAAGAUCUCGCAGAUUUGACUUGAGGAAUCACACCACGAUUGAAGUUCUUCAGAAUUUCACUGGCAGAUCUGAAGAACUCAGGAGCUAUGUAACCGAUGUCAAAUCACCCCCUCGCUGGCUGUUUUUGUAG
Molecule: messenger RNA, 333 nt
Organism: Puccinia graminis f. sp. tritici CRL 75-36-700-3
Lineage: Eukaryota; Fungi; Basidiomycota; Pucciniomycetes; Pucciniales; Pucciniaceae
Exons: 1
Coding region: 1-333 (110 amino acids)
Source: RefSeq, a predicted model, not a curated record